GAUGCUCGUCCGAGCGCUAGGGCUGAGCAGGGCCUGUUGUGUAUUCCUUCCGGGUCCGUCAUAAGCUUAUAUCCUAAAGUUUGCAGCUAUACUUCGGACUGGACCCAUAAUGCGAAGUUGGCCUCCAGGUGGGCUGCUAGAUUGACAAUGACCUCCAAUGAUGAACCCGAGCUCGCACUUCCUCUCCGCCACGUAUGGAGAGAAGUUAGGCGGUCUUAAAGACAGAAACAAAAAAUAGCGUUUGUUGAAAAAUACCGCCUGUAAUCUCCCAUGGCAAGGAUAUAACUAUGGCUACCGUUCCUCUACCGACGGCUUCAGUGCCAUCUGGCGACGACUAUUCGCUUCAAAUCCCAAUCACCUGCAACCCGUGAUGGCUCCCCUUUUACGCUCCUUCGCGGCCUUGUCUGCUCUAUGGCAAGGAGCGAUUGGUUUCGCUCUGCCUAGAAAUAUGAAAGGCGGUUUCAACGCCAGCUCUACUCUCGAUCCGAACAUCUCGAUCUCAUUCAAAGAGACACACAUCUGCGAGACCACUCCGGGCGUCAAGGGGUACUCGGGGUACGUAAACCUGCCGGCCAACCCAGCAGAGGGCCGAGCCUACGACAUCCAUACCUUCUUCUGGUUCUUCGAGGCGCGCAAGGACGCCGCGAACGCGCCGCUCUCGCUGUGGCUGCAGGGCGGGCCGGGUUCGCCCUCGAUGACGGCGGCGCUGGGUGAGAACGGGCCCUGCAGGGUGACGUCCGACUCCAAGGACACGGUGCUCAACGAGUGGUCCUGGAACAACGAGGUCAACAUGCUGUACAUAGACCAGCCGGUCCAGGUCGGCUUCUCGUACGACCGCCUGGUCAACGGCACCAUCGACGAGGUUGCCAGUCCCUUUGACUUCACCCCCGUCGACGAUCUCGCGGCCGCCGACCUCAACACCACCCAUAUCGCCGGUACCUUUGCCUCCAGCGACCAGCUGUCAACGCCCAACACGACCGAGACGGCGGCGCUCGCGGCUUGGCAUUUCAUGCAAAUCUGGAUGACACAAUUCCCUCACUACACACCUCGCGACAACAAGUUCAGCAUCUGGACCGAGUCUUACGGCGGACACUACGGCCCGACCUUCUCGGACGUGUUCGAACGACAAAACACCAACGCCCUCGCCAACAGCUACUCCUCCUCCUCCUCUCCGGUGCCGCUGCACCUCGAGACGCUGGGUAUAGUGAACGGGUGCCUCGACAUCAAGACGCAGAUGCCCUUCUACCCUGUCUUCGCGCACAACAACACGUACGGGAUCCAGGCGUACAACGAGAGCGUGUACGAGGCGGCCGCGGGCGCGUGGCCGCAGUGCGAGGCGCUGAUUAACGAGUGUCAGGCGGUGGCCUCGCAGCGGGACCCGGACAGCACGGGCGCCGACUCCGAAGCCAACGCGGCCUGCGCGGGCGCGUACGCCUACUGCUUCGAGGCCAUGUGGAGCCCCUACCUGGCAACGCGGCGCAACAAGUUCGACAUCACCGGCUCGGCGCUCAGCUCCUUCCCGCCCAAGUACGCGGCGGGCUACCUGAACACGGCCGAGGUGCAGCGGGAGCUUGGCGUGCCGCUCAACUUCACCGGCUACGCGGACGCGGUGGACGCCGCGUUCAGCCGCACGGGCGACUUCGUGCGCGGGCGCAGCCUGGCGGUGCUGGGCGAGCUGCUGGACCGCGGGGUCAAGGUCGCGCUGGUGUACGGCGACCGGGACUUCCAGUGCAACUGGCUGGGCGGGGAGGCGGUCUCGCUGGCCAUCGAUUCUUCUGAUGCCACGGCGGGUUUCCGCGGGUCCAAGUACGCCCCGAUCCGGACGAACGCGUCGUACGCCGGCGGCGCGGUGCGGCAGUACGGGAACCUGAGCUUCUCGCGCGUCUUCGGCGCGGGCCACGAGGUCCCCUGGUACCAGCCGGAGACGGCGUACCGGAUCUUCCGGCGCGUCAUGUUCGACCGGGACGUGGCGACGGGGACCGAGUCGACGCUGCCGUGCGGCGGCGACAAGAACAAGAAGGUCUACUCGACCGCCGAGGGCGACGACGACGUCUUCCACAUCAAGAACGAGGUGCCGCCCCUGCCCGAGCCCGAGUGCUAUUUCUGGGACAUGUACGAGACGUGUACGGGGGAGCAGAAGAAAAUAUUCCAGAGCGGGGCGGCCAUCACCAAGGAUUUUGUCUUGAUCGGAUAUGUGGCGGCGAACGGGACGGAGGUGUUGUUUUGAUUGAACGCUUGGCAAGGGUUAGAGUACAUGGCUGCAAAGUCCAACAACGAUCUUUGGUUAGUCUGCUCGAUUCCGACAUUUUCUUUCAUGUACAUGUAUGUAUUUGACUCAUAUCCAACCUUGAUUUAGACUAGCGAGGAUCACUUAGAUUUCACGUCCUCAAACCAUAGGUUCAGUUUAUCGAUCCUGACUUGCUGUGAUAAUCUCGAGAGGCA
Messenger RNA from Truncatella angustata, 2442 nucleotides. Its product is annotated as Alpha/Beta hydrolase protein. Gene Ontology annotation, cellular component: fungal-type vacuole. Lineage: Eukaryota; Fungi; Ascomycota; Sordariomycetes; Amphisphaeriales; Sporocadaceae. Gene Ontology annotation, biological process: proteolysis. The record is from RefSeq and is a predicted model, not a curated record. Bases 371 to 2227 code for a protein of 618 amino acids. Gene Ontology annotation, molecular function: serine-type carboxypeptidase activity. The transcript is spliced from 3 exons.